This is a messenger RNA of Scatophagus argus, 1757 nucleotides long. It is a transcript of the gene arpin, whose product is annotated as actin related protein 2/3 complex inhibitor. The transcript is spliced from 6 exons. Gene Ontology annotation, biological process: negative regulation of actin nucleation. The record is from RefSeq and is a predicted model, not a curated record. Bases 728 to 1408 code for a protein of 226 amino acids. Lineage: Eukaryota; Metazoa; Chordata; Actinopteri; Scatophagidae.
CAUGGAGUUUGGUGACCUCACAUAGUUUCACCCACUAUUUACCUGAAGAAAAUUCUCAUCAGAAAAAUGGAAAACACCCUGGUUACUUUAUCAGUUAAAUCAUUCAUGGAUUGUUUGUACAGCAUAGAAAGUAGCAUAGUGUUUAAAACAUCUUUAAAGUGGAAAGUAGAUUUGAUCUCAUGUCUAUGACAAAUAUGAACCCACAGCUAGCAUGGCAUUUAAAGUCUGCUCGCAGCUUCUCUAAAGAUGCAUAUUUCCCUAAACCUAUAUAUCCUUUAGUCAGUUAAGUCUAUAGACACAUACAUAUAUAAAGCAUGGAACAUAAUUAACCGUGACUGAAUACUGAAGUCGAGACCAAAAUCUGAGAUUCUACAUUGAGAUUAUGAGAGAUUAUGUGCUUGAUUCAAAACUUCCUCAUACUCUGUUUCACUUUUUUCAUAAUGUAGUUUAAUAACAUAAUGCCCAGCAUCGCUCGGCAUACUAGCCGGAGAUCGACCUGAAUAAUUAAAAACACUUGUGUGGGUAUGCAUCUGUAAUAUAUUUUUUUAUUUUGUCUUAUUUUAUUUCAAAUUUGUACCUUCUCAAAAUCCUGACUUGCACAGCUGUCACCCGGCGGCACGUACUGUAUGAAAAUUGAGCGCACCUCUCACGCGGCUACUGAGACAUAGGAACAGGAAGUCAGGAAACAGGAAAAAAUCAGGAAAAGUUACCAUCAGGUUUAUGAAAGAUGAGCCGAAUUUACCAGAAUACGUCUUUACAGAACAAACCAGUACACAAUGAGAAAUUUGACGGCGUAUGGUCUCCCUCUACGUAUGAAAGUGGCCAGGGGGUUCUUCUAGAAGGAAAACUGAUGGAUGUUUCCAGACAUGUGAUCAGUGACAUCAACAAUCAAAAGGUCCGUUUCUAUGUGCUGUACAUCAAACCCAGCCGCAUCCAUCAGAGGAAGUUUGAUGCCAGUGGGAGGGAGAUUGAGCCAAACUUCAGUGACACCCAAAAGGUCAACACUGGUUUCCUCAUGUCCUCCUACAAGACUGAAGCUAAAGGGAAGUCAGAUCGUCUGUCAGAGGAGCAGCUGUCGGCGACUGUGAACAAAGCCGAGCUGGUGAAGAUAACUGACAAGCACCGACCCAGCGGGACCUGGGCCUUCUGGUACCCAGAGUCAGAGAUGGACAGAACAGAACUGGAAACAGGACAGGAUGUACGGUUGAAGACGAAAGGGAACAGUCCUUUCAUAUUUUCCUUAGCCAAAGUGGACAGCGGCACAGUGACCAAAUGUAACUUUGCUGGAGACGAAAAGGCCGGAGCGUCGUGGACGGACAAGAUCAUGGCCAACAAAGCAGACACAGCCAGCACUCACAAGUCUGGAGGAGAAGGAGAGGGAGCAGAGGAGGAUGAAUGGGAUGACUGAGGGAACUGGAAAUGUUGGCCCUGUUCAACCCUCCAGGUUGAACUGCUUCAACUUGGCUCCAUUCCUGUCUCUCUGUCUUCAGACUGGACUCCAGCGUUUCAUCCGAGUACUGAAACUCUCACAUAUGUGGCCCUCAGGCUGGAAAUCUUGCGUCACUUCUACAGGAUGGGAUUAGACUCUUCCAGCACCACAGCGUGCAUCUUUGGACUCGAUCGUCACAUUUGCAUAACUGGAGCCUGCAUUUUUAGCCUUUCUUGGUUUGUUCUUCUACUCUUGCUUUUUGUGUGCUUACACAUGAUGUUUUUUAUGCACACCCUGGUAUAAAUUUCAGUCCCUCUUGUGCACACUU